Molecule: messenger RNA, 2440 nt
Organism: Sinocyclocheilus anshuiensis
Lineage: Eukaryota; Metazoa; Chordata; Actinopteri; Cypriniformes; Cyprinidae
Product: protein transport protein Sec61 subunit alpha-like 1
Exons: 12
Coding region: 143-1573 (476 amino acids)
Biological process (GO): protein transport
Cellular component (GO): membrane
Source: RefSeq, a predicted model, not a curated record
AUCGAGCCCGCUGUUUCUGUGGCACAGAUACUGACGUGUAUUUGUGCUCUUGGUGAUGACGUGUCCUGAACACGUUCCUCAUUUAGAGCCGCUGACCGGUGCUAGCUAACGCUAGACUGGGACAAUCAUCAGAGGGGACACCAUGGCCAUUAAAUUCUUAGAAGUGAUCAAGCCAUUCUGUGCGGUUUUACCAGAGAUCCAGAAACCAGAGAGGAGGAUUCAGUUCAGAGAAAAAGUGUUAUGGACUGCAAUCACCCUGUUCAUCUUUCUGGUGUGCUGCCAGAUUCCCCUCUUUGGGAUUAUGUCUUCAGACUCAGCUGAUCCCUUUUACUGGAUGAGAGUGAUCCUGGCAUCCAACAGAGGUACUCUGAUGGAGUUGGGUAUCUCUCCCAUUGUGACAUCUGGUCUAAUCAUGCAGCUGCUGGCAGGAGCUAAAAUCAUUGAGGUUGGAGACACACCUAAAGAUAGAGCGCUUUUCAACGGAGCUCAGAAACUUUUUGGUAUGAUCAUCACCAUUGGUCAGUCUAUUGUGUAUGUGAUGACUGGCAUGUAUGGAGACCCUUCAGAGAUGGGUGCUGGAAUCUGCCUCCUCAUCAUCAUCCAGUUGUUUGUGGCCGGUCUGAUCGUGUUGCUGCUGGAUGAGUUGCUGCAGAAGGGUUACGGAUUGGGCUCUGGUAUUUCUCUCUUCAUCGCCACCAACAUCUGUGAGACAAUCGUGUGGAAAGCAUUCAGCCCAACCACAGUCAACACAGGAAGAGGUACUGAGUUUGAGGGAGCCAUUAUUGCUCUGUUCCACCUGUUGGCCACUCGUACUGAUAAAGUGCGAGCACUGAGAGAGGCCUUCUACAGACAGAACCUGCCCAAUCUCAUGAACCUCAUUGCUACAGUCUUUGUCUUUGGAGUGGUCAUAUACUUUCAGGGCUUCAGAGUCGACCUCCCUAUCAAAUCUGCACGUUACCGUGGCCAGUACAACACAUAUCCCAUCAAACUGUUCUACACCUCCAACAUUCCCAUCAUCCUGCAGUCUGCACUGGUGUCCAACCUUUACGUCAUCUCUCAAAUGCUCUCCACUCGCUUCAGUGGGAACUUCUUGGUCAAUCUGCUGGGGACUUGGUCGGAUUCUUCAAGUGGAGGGCCAGCUCGUGCUUAUCCAGUAGGUGGUCUGUGUUACUACCUCUCUCCCCCAGAGUCUUUCAGCACAGUACUGGAGGAUCCAGUCCAUGCCAUCACUUACAUCAUCUUCAUGCUGGGAUCCUGUGCCUUCUUUUCUAAAACCUGGAUCGAAGUGUCUGGAUCCUCUGCCAAAGAUGUCGCCAAACAGCUGAAAGAACAGCAGAUGGUUAUGAGGGGACACAGAGAAACUUCUAUGGUCCAUGAACUCAACAGGUACAUCCCCACAGCUGCAGCUUUCGGAGGCCUGUGUAUAGGUGGCCUCUCAGUCAUGGCUGACUUCCUAGGAGCCAUCGGCUCAGGAACUGGAAUCUUGUUGGCCGUCACUAUCAUCUACCAGUACUUUGAGAUCUUUGUGAAAGAACAGAGUGAAGUGGGCAGUAUGGGUGCUCUCCUCUUUUAGUACGGCCCUCUGUGACCACAUCAGACUGACUGAAUUAUGAGGUUAAGUUCUUUUAUAUGAUUUUUUUUUUAACGCACAAAUUCAGUGUUCUACAUCAAGGAUUUGCUCCCACUGUGCAUCUGAUCCUGACCUGUAGUGGCUCGCUUCGCAUCAGAGUUGCAGAGUGAAUUGUAUUCUGUCCUCUUGGGAAAAAUAUGGCAGCUUGAUAUCUCUGUAUUAAGCAUGGGAAUGUAACCAUUCUUCAUUUUCACACUUUGCACCAAUCUCCCAAGCCAGUAUCUAUAUAUGGGUGUUUCUGAUUCCAUGUAAUUCCAUUCAGUAAUGCAUAAUAGAAGUAACAUGUCCAAACUUGAUCAGCCUUUGACACGCCCUGAACUGAAUGUCUCGGUACGUGAGCGCAAUGUUCUAUCAUGGCAAUGGUUGAUUUGGUGUAAAUAAAAAGAUUUUUGCAGUGUAUGUGUGGGUAUGUGCACAUCUGCCUGUUGCAUUUUGUGUGGACUGAGUGUGUGAUAACAUGGGAUUGGUUGUUAAAUUUGCCCAAGUUUAUCAAUGCCAUUUCUUUGAGAUUUCUGCAUUGGUUUGUUAAAAUUGCCAACAGAGUUUCUGUUAUAUGUAUGUUUGUUGUUUUCUUCCUGUAUUUACAAGCUGUUAUAAAACAGUUCUAUGUACUUCAGUCACACUACUUAAUUAUUUCUAUUAUCGACCCUUUUAGAUCUGCUUAGCUGUGGUUUCUUUUAGUGGACCAAAUGCUACAGAAACUACCUGUUAAUGAAUAUGCCAGUGUCGAUAUGAGAGGAUGUGGGUUGUAAAAGAAGAAUGUUUCAUGUGUUUUCUUAUACAGGCCACAGUAUUAAAAUGUUGCGAAUA